Molecule: messenger RNA, 333 nt
Organism: Corticium candelabrum
Lineage: Eukaryota; Metazoa; Porifera; Homoscleromorpha; Homosclerophorida; Plakinidae
Product: small ribosomal subunit protein mS37-like
Exons: 1
Coding region: 1-333 (110 amino acids)
Biological process (GO): mitochondrial translation
Cellular component (GO): mitochondrial ribosome
Molecular function (GO): RNA binding
Source: RefSeq, a predicted model, not a curated record
AUGGUGCGACAAGGAUUGGUUUUGUUAAAACAACGUGGACUGGGACACAGGCGGCCUCUAAAAUUAAAAAACAGCGUUUCACAUGGUAAAAAGGCGGUCAAUCGGGCUCAGUGUGUUCCGGAAAUGACGUCACUAAUGGCAUGUUGGAGGUCGACUAAAUUUAAUGACGAAAGUUGUCGGAAGGAGAUCGAGAUGUUUAUCAAAUGUGCAGAGGAAGCCGAAGGAGCACGGCAGGUGCAGUCAAGAGAAAAAGUUGUAACACGAGAUCAUUUCGGGUAUUGGCCACCAGACGUAGUAAACAAGAUGCUAAAGAAGAUACCGAGACCGUAUUAG